GCUCAGCUCGGGUGCGAGUAAAUGACACCGUUUCCCAGCGCCUGGUUCUUCAUGGCGCUGUUAUCGUUUUAAAGGUGAGUCCAACUGUGUCUGCUCACGUUGUGUUGAGCUCCAUCACCUCCAGGGAGCCAGCGGUGAGGCUGGAGUCUCUGGGCCCCGCAGAGGAAACCUAACGGCCGCCACCAGACCGAGCUGAGCGCCCACUGGAGAAAGCUAUGGCUAGUGUUAGCCCGCUAGCUGAAUGUGGAGUGAACCCACAGUAACUUUGGCUCUAACUUUGCUAACUAGCUCCCGCUGCGGCUCGGCACUGUUGUCAGUUAUUUACCAGCACGUCAGCAUCCAGUGAUUUAACAGCACCGUGGUUAUAAGCUCCGGGACAUCUCUGUGGAUUAUAAUGAGCCUGCGUGGUCAGAAAGGAAUGCGAGUGAACACGUGGACAGGGGAUGUUGUCAUGGAUGAGCUGCAACAACAAUGGGAGUGAUGGAGAAUGAGGACGUGCUGAUCAUCUUUGCAAAUCGAGUCUGGUUCUGUGCAUUACCAUGUAGGCUGAGUUGUUUCCACCACUGAGGAAGAAGACCACCACUCACAUGCAGCUUUCAUAAACCUAACACAGGACCAUGGAUCAUGAAGAGCCGCAGACGGAGCUGGACAAGAUAUCUCUGCGGCUUCAGGAGGAUGGCUUGCCUCCGGCAGCCAGUGCGGAGGAGCGGCAGCGCCAUCUUUGGCAGCAGCUGCUCCGAGGUGAGGCGAAGCUCCGGUCAGUCACACAGGAGCUGCAGACCUUACGUACCCAGCAGGCCAAUGAGAUGAAGGAGGUGGAGAGCUACGUUGCACAUAUUCGUGGUCUGUUGGAAGAGCGCGAGUGUCUGACUGCAGACUACGAAAGAGACAAUGAACACUUGCGACAGGAGCUUCACCAGAUCAGACAGCAACAAGAGAGUCAGACCAAAGAGCUGGCGGAGAUGCUGGCUCAAGAGGACCUAGUGGAGAUAGGCUUGAGCAGCCCCAGUGAGCAGGUUGCUUACUUGCUGGUGGAGAGGGCCACGCUGCUGGAAAGGUUGGAGGCAUCUGAGAGGAGACUGGAAAGUCAGAGCUUCAGUGGAAACUCAAUGGAUGGCCACCACCAGGGACCGGAACAUAUUCACCACAUCAUGGGGGAAGAGCUAAGGCAGCGGAGGGAGCAUAUACAGAAGAGCCUAGACAUGACAAAGUGCUCAUCCCAGAGUCCGUGGAAGAAGCUGUUUGGGCUGCGUAGGUCUGGUCAGAGCAAGCACAAUAUUACCCCUGCCCACAGUGAGGAGAUUUCACAAGAGCGGAAUGAGCGCCAGCGGCUGGAGCGGGACCUGGAGGAGGCGUCCAGGAGGCUGGCGAUGGCUCAUCAAGAUAUCCGUCGACUCACCAAUGAGCUGGAUGUCGCCAAAAACAGCAGCGUAGAGUCAAAUGGGUCUGGGCUUCAGGGAAUGGUCCAAGAAGUAGAAAACCUGAGGAGGGAAGUGGACAAACUCAAACACUGUGAUUUGAUGAAGCUGCAGCAAGCAAAGGAGGAAUACGACAGACUAGAUGCGGAGAACAGAGCUCUGAGGGAGAGAGUGCGCACCAUAGAAUUCAAGAAGAAAAAUCUCCAGGGACAGUUGCCAAUAAAUGAUGCAGACCAAGAAUUUGUAGCUGAGGAGGAUCGAAAGGACAAGAGCAUCAGCAUGGAACCACAAAACAAUCUGUCAGCCUCAUCAGCUCAGGAAAAGGAUAAUAUUCACAAACGGUGUCAUGAGGCGAUGGAAGAUGGGCUCGUGCAGGUCAGAGAGCUGCACCGGCAACUCCAGAAGCUACGCAAGCAACAGGAAGAGCUGGAGGAGAGGAACGAGGAGCUGGAGGCCCUGCUGGGGGAGGCCCAGAAUGCCAGCAAGGAGGAGAGUCAUCGCCAUGAGGCUGAACUGGAGGGGCUGCACAGGAGGAUCAAAAGCCUGGAGGCAGAGCUGAAGAAGCAAGACGCCCAUGAAAAGCUGAUGAGGAACGGAGAUGAGGCCAAAACCACUGAGUCCUACCUACAGCUGCACUUAAGGGACAGUAGCCAGGAGAGAUUGGCUCUGCUUGAGGCACGGCUGACCGAGGAGAAGGACUGGAGGAAACAGUUGGAGUUGGACCUCAGUGCUGCUCAGGCUGCACUCAAGAAAGACAAAGGGGCUUUGCAGAUAGGUGAGCGAGAGCUGAAGAAGCUGAGACUGGAGGUCAACAGCCUUCAGACCGAAUGUCAACAAGGGAAAACGCUCAUCAAGAGCCUCACACAAGUCAAAGGGGAAAAAGCAGUUCUGGAAGAUAAGUUGGCCCAGAUGGAGCGCGCCCACAGCCGACUCCAGAGCGAGCUGGAGCACCGUAAAGACAAUAACAGGACCCAGGAGGACCUGAAGGAAAACAGGCUUCAGGUGCAGCAGCUGCAGGAGCAGGCUGACCGACUGACUGCUGAACUCAGCAGCCUCCAGACAGCAUACACCACUCUGAGGGAUGAAAUGGUUUCUGAGCGGCGGCAGAGUGCAGAGCUCCAGGCCAAGCUGAGCUCCAGUGUCCAGGAGAAGCUGGCAGCUGAGGGAGAGAGAGAGAGACUGGAGCUCAAGACAGAGCGGCUCAACGAGCAGCUCAAGUGGUAUCAAGAGCAGCUUGCCUCCACAAAGGAAGCACUUAGUAGCAGCCAGAAGCUUGAACUGCACACUGGUCAUACUGAAUCAAGACUAAGUCCAGUGGAGAGGACCAAGGAUGAAAGCUUGGAUCAGCUUUCAUGUCUGAAACAGGAGCUGAGUCAUAUGCAGACCAAGCUAGAGGAGGAGCGGCAGCUGGCCCUCCAGCACCAACUGGCCCUGCAGGCUCAAGUCAAAGAAGCCCAGGCACACAUCAAAUCCCAGGACUCGGUGCUGAACCAGAAGGCAGAGGAGGCCAAACAGAUGAAGCAGGACCUGCAGAGGGCCCAGAGCCUGUUCACCUCAGCAGAGAGAGAGCUGCGCUAUGAGAAAGAGAGGAACAUGGACCUGAAGAGACACAACACCCUGCUGGACCAGGAAAAACUCAAGCUUUCUGCAGAACUGAAGCAGGUCCAGACCAAGCUGGUGCAGGUCGAGCAGACUCUCCACGCUCAGUUAGCUCAGAGUGAACGUCAGCAGCAGAAAAUAAGGGAGCUUGAGCUGGAACUGGCACGCAACUCCACAAAUCGCAGCGCCACCACCAGUCUGCAGGAGGAUCUGCAGGCUGAGAGGGCACGGCUCAUUGCUGCUGACAAGAAGGUGUUGGAGCUGCAGCAGCAGCUUAAAAAUGCCCAGCACCAGCUGCGUGUGGAGGAAGCCCGGGCUGGUGAGAGCAGCCGCCUGGAGCGGGACAGCAGGGACCUGUCUGACACCUUGUCAGCCCUGAGAGCCCAGCAGCAUGAGGAGCACAUCACCAGGAAGCUGGUGGAGCAGCGUGAGGAGGAGCUGCAGCAGCAGGUGCGCUCCUUCCGGCUGAAGGAGGCCUCCCUGACCAGGACCAACACGGAGCUCAGCCACCGUGCCCAGCAACUGGACACCCGUCUGGCCAUCCUGGAGGCUGAGCUCAGCAAGGCCAGGGAGGAGGUGAGAAACAGCCAAAAGUCCAGCCACAGACUGCAGGAGGAGCUGGCGGCCAGUCAGCAGGAGUGUGACAGACUGCAGGGGGAUCUGCAGCAGUUUCUCCUCCAACUUGACACGCACGUCAGGAAGUAUGACGAAAAGCAGAGUCAGCACAAGACCAAGCUGCGUCAGGCCAAACAGGUCUUUCUCAAGGUGACUGCACAGAGGGACUGCACCAUCCAGAGACUGGAGAACGACCUGGUCUUGGCCUCCAGCCUCUCGCACAAGGAGAAGGAAAGGAUCCACACAGUGAUGGAGGAAAAUGAGAAGCUUUUAGAGGAGAAGAGGGAACUGCUGAGGAAGAUAAGUGAGGCAGAAGAAAUGGGGAGCAAAGGCAUGAGGACCGCCUCGACCGUUCAACACAGGGUCAACGUCUUAGAAAUGGAAAACAGACAGCUACAGGAUCGGACCCUGAAACUCUCCAAUCAAGUUAGUUCCCUAGAGCGUGCCUUGAGGAAUUCCCAGUCAUUCUACAGCCUGGAGAAUGCCAAGAAGGGGCACCCCUCUGAAAGUCUCUGUGACAGCCUCCUACAUGCAUCUACGCUAAGUUCUCAUAUUCGUGUCACCAGUCUGAUGUCAGGUUCUUGUGACCCACUGGACAUCCUGGACAAAAUCUGCCGUGUGAAGGUGGGCGACCGUACGGUGAUGGACAGCACUCGAGCUUCUGUCUCCUCACACCAGCUAUCGGAGCAGGGUUACCUGAAUCUCACCUCCCCUCUGGUUUCUCCGGAGGCCAAAGGCACAGAGGAGAGCUCUGAUAAUGGUGACAAGGUAUGAGACAUGGAACAGCAAUCCACCAGCAGGAAUGUGUGCUGGAGUUCAACGCGUUUUAAAGCACUUCGUAUUCGCCAUCUACGCUCGACACAAAACUCUUAUUAAAAGGGUGAAAAAUACGUUGGAUGGAUUACAAUAAUAAUUUUAAGAGAGUAAUAAUGAGUUCUGCUCAGGGUGAUGUCACUUUUGUAUUGCAAAGCAGAUUCUUGUUUGACUUGCAAGUGCUGCAUUUUGAUCCAGGUAUGAAAAAUGUGUUGUAUUGAAAACAAUAAGCCUGUGUAAGUGUCAAUCAAAUGUUCGGUGACAUAUGUUAAAAGGGAACAGGAUGUAAUGAGAGAUUUAUUUUGGAGGCUAGCCGACACAAUAUGUACGUGUUCAUACACCUGGAGAGCUGAGGCCUGUUGUAUGAAGCAGGUUCAACAUACGCAGGAUAUGUUUUCAUUAUCCAGCUUCUCUUUACCCAACAUCAGACGUCCUGGGUAACCUGUACUAUGAGGCUGGUCAUCAACUGUCUCAGUUAACUCUGGGAUUUCUUAUUCAGCUGUGAGCGUGUUCAUGUGGAAGAGGUGGAGUCGUUAAUUCGAGUAUAAGCCACAUAAUCAGAACCAUGAAGAAAGUCUACAGUUCUGCUGCGGAGCAGGUUAGCAUGGUGAGUUAAACCUGAUGUUAGCUCGACAACAACAGAUCUUGCUGCUUUGUAGUACAGGCCCCAGAUCACAAUAGUAAUUCAUAGCAAAUCUGGAUUCUUGUGUUGUCUCAUGGGAAAGAUAUUGUUUCUUUUAAGCAUAGCGAUACAGGGUGAGGCACUGUUCUUAACCCUAGUGCAGUGAAUGUCAAACACACUUCCCACCUGUGGAUUCAGAUGAGUUUAAACUGAGCACUUUAUAAGAGGUUUGACUUGUGUUUAUAUUUGAGAAAAUGUAGCAGUGGGAUGUCAGUGGUACGUCUAUUUCCCCCAGUUCAAUUUAGUCGGGGCAGUGUUUUCUAUGAAAAAAUGCCUGUGGUGUUGUAUGGUUAUGGUUUUACUGUGUCAAAAAAACCUUUAAACACAUCAAGUUGUCAAUGUUGAUUUCAAAGACAACAUUGAUAAUGUCGUGGAACCACUUUGUCUAACAUGAGACUGUGUGGUAAACAGUCCCCCUCUAUUCUGAGGAGCGUGUCAGCUGCAGCCACUCCAGUAUUUACAUCGUGCAGCUUGGCUUGUGGUUAAAAAAAAAAAAGACAAACAUCCAAAAUGUGGGAAAAGCCACAGAAGCUAGUUUGGUGUAUUUUGAGCUUCCAGAGCUGUUUUUUUUUUUCUUUUACAUUGGUGAACCUCGAAGGUUCUUGUACUUGUACUUUAGCCACAAAGCAGAGAGUUGAGUUUUAUACAUAAGAUUAAUUAAAUUGAAUGAAUUACUACUGUUAAUGUGUUGAGUUUCAGUAGUGGUUUUACACAGUGGAAGCUUUGUAGUCUUUUUGUUUUCAAUGUGCCUGAAAUGAUGAAGUGUUUAAAACUUUAUCGUGCUGCUGCGUUCGUCAACACAUUUUAUAACACAAGCCUAUUACGCGACAGACAUGUAAACUGUGAUGUAGCUGUGUAAAUAAGUUUUUUUUUUAAACAAAAUUAUUUUCAUA
This is a messenger RNA of Paralichthys olivaceus (Japanese flounder), 6020 nucleotides long. The record is from RefSeq and is a predicted model, not a curated record. Lineage: Eukaryota; Metazoa; Chordata; Actinopteri; Pleuronectiformes; Paralichthyidae.